Seriola aureovittata is the source of this 4621-nucleotide messenger RNA. It is a transcript of the gene slc1a6, whose product is annotated as solute carrier family 1 member 6. The transcript has 13 exons. Lineage: Eukaryota; Metazoa; Chordata; Actinopteri; Carangiformes; Carangidae. Bases 1381 to 3069 code for a protein of 562 amino acids. Gene Ontology annotation, molecular function: L-glutamate transmembrane transporter activity; glutamate:sodium symporter activity; neutral L-amino acid transmembrane transporter activity. Gene Ontology annotation, biological process: L-glutamate transmembrane transport. The record is from RefSeq and is a predicted model, not a curated record. Gene Ontology annotation, cellular component: plasma membrane.
CAAAAGAUCCAGAACAGAAAAGAGAGAAAUUAAGCAGUAUCUUGACUCUGUUCUGUGUAUAAUUGUAUUCCAAAAAUUAAAAAAUUCAUGCCUUCUUAUGUUUAUUCACUUUGAUUUCUAAUUUGAUAAUAAUUGAGGAAGUCUGCUUAACUUCCUUUUACAAGGAAAUCCCCCAAAACCAACAAGAACGUUACUUUAGACUUUAUAUAAUGAUGUUAAACUACAAUUCAGAGUUGAAAUGUUUCCUAUUGAACAGUUUUACUUCUUUUUUUUGUUUGGUACCUGGAAACUGUAGCUGUAGAAUCAUUUCCUGCUCAUGAUGGGCAUCUUAAAUAAUCUAUAUCUGUGUGUUAAAAAAAAAAAAAAAAAAAGCACAAUUAUGGUGUUUUUUCAUUUGGUGGUAUGCUACAUGCAUAUCAAUGUAUCUUUUGUGAACGUGAUCAUGAUGAGUGGGUGUGAGAGUGGAAAGCUGGGUAGCUGAGUGCCAAGGGUUAGGGGUUCCCCAGAGUGGCUCACAGCAGACCCCGGGCGAUGAGCAGAUGCGUGUUGUCAUAGCAAUGACUGCUGUGUGUAAAUACUGUUAGCGCCUUCAGGACCCAAAUUCAGUGUUUAAUAAGCAAAAUGAACGUUGUAGCCUCAUCAUUAAUCAGGGAAUUAAUCACGUUGUCAUAAUAAUGGCCCUUUCUUUUAACAUGUGACAUUUAUCUAAUAGUGGAAUCUACUAAGAGACAAGUGGAUUAACCUGAGAGUAUUGCACUCGGGCUUCAUUGUUGUGGACAGGCAGCAGGUGGUUUAUCUUUAUUAUUUUUCCCUCUCUCUCUUGAAGGGUCCUUAACCUCUCCUCCUCCUCCCACGCAGACCUCCCAGGCGCUCCUCUCCGCCGGAGGCUUCAUGGACAAGCGCGAACCGCUUCAUAGUAAAAAUAAAUAAAUAAAUAAAAAAUAACGGGAGAUAACAGUGAAGAUGAUGAGGGUAGAUACUGUGUGUGGGCAACAUUAGUUCAUUAUCGGCUGCUUGGUGGAGAGGAGGACAUCCACAUGACGGUGUGAGGAGCACCCUGGAUGGACUGAGGCAGCUUCUUCUGAAACAACCGCCAGUAGAAGAGGAGAGGACCUGUCUCUUCAUGACAGCUUGACACAUUCAAAGGCACAAACAGGGUGAAUGGAAUAGAAAUUCUUCCGUGCUUCUGUUUCCUCGAUGGAAAAGAAACAAGUGCGAUUGGUUGUUGCCAGGCCGUCACUCCCAUCAGCCCAGAAGACAUUUGCAUAAAAUUGAAUCUUUCUUAACAUGAUGCCCACAUUGAACCACUGUGCAACUUUUGAAUGCCUGUGAAAUGUUUCCCACGAGACCUGCCUCCUGGACCAGGUGCUGGAGCUGAUUAUGAACGAGAAGCCCCCCACCAGUGCAAGUCUUUUCCUAAACGAGGACGCGGACAAACCCCCCGUGCCAGAGAGAGUAGACUUAAGGAGGCGUUUACGCAGGGCAAUGGAGAGGAAAGCCAGCAGCAUGAAGGAGAGGAUGGGCUCCAUCAGCAGGGACAGCGUCAAAGGUUUCCUCAAGAGGAACCUGUUUGUUCUGUUCACUGUCGCCGCCGUGGCUCUGGGUGUAAUCCUGGGCUUUGCUCUACGCCCCCACAACCUGUCCCUGAGGGAGAUCAAGUACUUUGCCUUUCCAGGGGAGCUCCUAAUGAGAAUGCUACAGAUGCUGGUGCUGCCUCUCAUCGUCUCCAGUCUGGUCACAGGUAUUUCCUCUUUGGACAGCAAAGCGUCAGGUAAAAUGGGUGUUCGUGCAGUGAUCUACUACAUGGUGACCACUCUCAUUGCUGUGUUCAUCGGCAUUGUCAUUGUGAUAAUAAUCCGGCCGGGGAAAGGCAGCAGAGAUAGUCCUGUGACCAACAGUGGAAACAUUGAACCUGUUCAGGCUGCUGAUGCUUUUCUGGAUCUCAUCAGGAAUAUGUUUCCUCCCAAUCUGGUAGAAGCUUGUUUCAAGCAGUAUAAAACUGUGUACAAGAAGACUGUUCAUACAAGGAACGUGACAGUGACCCUGAACCUCACCAACUCUCUCAACGUGACAGACUCUAACCUGAGCGUGAACCUCAGCAGGGUGCUGCACACCAUACAGGAGACAGUGGAGGAGAGGGUCCCUGUGUCCGGCUCUUCUGCUGGAGUCAACGCGCUGGGUCUGGUCGUGUUCUCCAUGUGCUUCGGUCUCGUCAUUGGCAACAUGAAGCAGCAGGGCCAGGCCCUCAGGGACUUCUUCGACUGCCUGAAUGAAGCCAUCAUGAGGCUUGUGGCCAUCAUCAUCUGGUACGCUCCCCUGGGCAUCCUGUUCCUCAUUGCAGGGAAGAUUGUGGAGAUGAAGGAUCUGGCAGAGAUGGGCAGUCAGCUGGGGAUGUACACUGUGUCAGUCAUUGUGGGUCUCCUCAUUCAUGGCCUCUUUGUCCUGCCGCUGCUUUACUUCCUGGUGACCAGGAGGAAUCCCUAUACCUUCAUUGGUGGUCUGCUGCAGGCACUCAUCACAGCUCUGGGAACCUCAUCCAGCUCUGCCACCCUGCCCAUCACCUUCCGCUGUCUGGAGGAGAACAACCAUGUGGAUAAAAGAGUUACACGCUUCGUCCUCCCUGUGGGCGCCACCAUUAACAUGGAUGGCACUGCCCUCUAUGAGGCUGUGGCAGCCAUCUUUAUAGCUCAAGUCAAUGACAUGGACCUAAACUUUGGCCAGAUUCUCACCAUCAGUAUCACGGCAACUGCUGCCAGCAUUGGAGCAGCAGGCAUCCCUCAGGCUGGCCUGGUUACCAUGGUGAUUGUAUUGACAUCGGUGGGACUGCCCACAGAGGACAUAACACUGAUCAUCGCUGUGGAUUGGUUCUUGGACCGCCUGCGUACCACCACCAACGUGCUGGGUGACUCGCUCGGGGCUGGCAUUGUGGAGCACCUUUCCCGUGGAGAGCUACAGAAUCAGGAUGCUGAGGGGCACAACUCUGUUAUUGAGGAGAAUGAGAAGCCCUACCAGCUUAUCUGCCAGGAAAACGACUCCAUCAACCACCACAACAGUGAGACCACAAUGUGAAAAAAUAAACCACAGUUAAAGGGGAAUUGUGUACCGAAAGCAUUUUAGCUAGAAGUUUGGCUUGUAAUGGUGCAGGGGCGGUUUUAGAGAAAAAAAAUAGUUUUGGGUUGACUCAGCCAGUGCUAGGGGUUUCCAGAGUGUCUUUAACUCUCAUCUUAUCCUCAAAUAGAAAAUGUUGUCUGGGAAAAAGGCAAUAGAAAGCCUGGCCUGGGGCUGCUUGGUGACAGGAAAUAAGUCCACAUGCUGUUUAGGAACAGUUACAUAUCCACCGCUAACAAUCCGAUUCAGUGCCAGUUAUUUGGGACCGAUUUGAAAAACUCAAUAUAUAAAAUAAAGCUGAAAGUCAUUUUUCAAAACAUUUUCAGGUUCGUCGAGUUUUCAAAGAUUUGUAUGAUUUAUGAUCCAUACAGUCAGAGAGUCAUAACACUUCCUACAUCCUACCAGCGUCAGUGUUACAAUACACAGUAUUAUUAGGGGAGAAAGACCACCAUAUUUCCAAUUUUGUGAAUAUGUAAAUUUUCAUCACUCUGCUAUUUUGUGUUGCAUGACCUAACACCUCAUUGAAAAUACUUAUUUUUUGUCACUCAAAUCAUCAUGACUACCUCUAACAGGACUUUUAGAUAUAGACCUUCUACAGCUCUACACAUAAAUACAUAUCAGCAGGAUGUAAAUACAUCAAUCUCUCAGUUACUUUAAAUCCCAUAUUUAAGUUUGAAAUAUUUUUUUAAGUUUGCUUGCACAAAACACUGGACUGUGGUGGGAGGGAGAAGGUAUAUUUAUCUAUUUCAAGUGACUUGGUAGAAUGUUUUUCACUCAGUGCUUUCUUAUAAGUAUUUCUUGUAUUUCUUUGGUGCUAUUUCUUUUAAAAUAUGGGCACGGGACUGUACCGCUAUACACUAAGGGUCAUACCUGCACUAUUACUUGUUCUGAAACUGUUAAAUUUUCCUUUUUUUUUUACACAACCAGUCUACGGAAAUUAUUUUUGUUCCUUUUUCUCUCAGUUAAAAGUUCUUGUUUUUUCACUUUAAGGUUGUUUUUUUCUUACUUUAAAUAAUUUUUUGAUUACUGAUAAGAUAAGUUUCAAGACCAUUACAAAGCAUUUGCUGUUGGUAACAACAGUGUGCUUUAACAUCAGUACACCAUUACACCUGCCUGUCUGUGUUUUCUGCAUUAUACUAUCAACUAAAACUGGAUUUUGUUAUAUUUUGACUGUCAUAAUGAUCACAAUUUAUUUUUAUUGUUUUGUGAAAAGGUACUGUAAAGAAAGUUUGUGAAUGCCUUGAGGAAUUGAAUGUACAGUUGCUUUAUGCUUUUUAGUGGUAAUUGUUUUAGAGGAAAGUCUUGUGAAUAAUUAUGAAAGUGAAAAGGUAUAAACUGUUUAAUUGAAAGCUUUGUGACUUUGUGCCACUUUUAUGCUCAUUAAGAUGUUUGACUUUAGUUUUGAUGCUUGAUGUUAUUUCAGUAAAAAUGUUAUUUUUCAAGGAAGAGCAGCUCAACAUUUUUGAUGGACAGCUUAUGAGAAAUGUGACAAAUAAAUGGCUCAGGAAUUAAA